This is a messenger RNA of Zerene cesonia (dogface butterfly), 3066 nucleotides long. RefSeq names its product cilia- and flagella-associated protein 251-like. The transcript has 18 exons. The record is from RefSeq and is a predicted model, not a curated record. The coding region runs from base 1 to 3066 and encodes 1021 amino acids. Gene Ontology annotation, cellular component: motile cilium. NCBI's taxonomy places the organism in Eukaryota, Metazoa, Arthropoda, Insecta, Lepidoptera, Pieridae. Gene Ontology annotation, molecular function: protein binding.
AUGCAAGCCUCAAAAUCCUUAGAAAAGUUCCAUUCCCUUCCAAACAUAAGAUCUGGAAUGAGUGAGGGAGACCUGCGCAAGUUUUAUAGUCUAUCUUUGUCACAAUUCAGAAAGCAUGCUGAGUUUGGGGACUAUAACUACAAACCUACACCUUUUAAUCUUCGCUGGAUAUACGGAUACAAACCCAAAGCUGGUGUGAUCAACCUCAACGAUAAGGACCGAACGGAAGUAUUCUACGCAGCUGGCAAUUGCGGUGUGGUUUACGAUUGGAGUAAGGAUCAAAUGAGGAUUUUGCAAGGGCACCGACACGUUGUUACGCACCUGGCAACGGAUGCGCAAGGCAAAUGGCUCGUCACGGGCGACUCAGGGCCCGAGGACGUCAUCAUAAUUUGGGACAGCAACGACUACUUCCCUCAGAGAACCAUAUUCAACCCCCAUGGGACGAGCAAGCUCGCUAGAAUCGCUUUGAGCACUGAUGCGAAGUUUCUCUUGUCUUUGGGUUAUCACGAUCAAGCUAUGCUGUAUUGGUGGAUUUGGUCGUUUGGUCUCGAUGUUCCACAUGCAAUGUUGGAAGUAGAAAUACCCCGCGGUGGUGUUAUAGACAUGAGCUUUAAUCCCAAUAACAGCCAACAAUUUUUGCUACUGACUAAAUAUGAUAUUUGGAUUGGUGUAUCGCAGAAAGUAUUCGUGAUUGAAAGAGGGCUUUUAAAAGAGACCGAUGAUUAUGAGCUUAAAAUUCGAAUGCCGGCGCGGAAGACCACGUCGGAUGUUGGCAAAUUGACAUGCUUUACGUUUACCAAAUCCCAAGUAAUCGUUGGCUCCAGUCGAGGUGCUGUUCUGUUAUAUGGGUAUGCUAUAGGACAUCAGGAGAAGGUUGAUAUGGAUUACGAGGGCCUGAGAUUCAUUAAGAUAUUGAAAGUGGAGUCUAAGAAGAUUAACGUUAUUAAAAAUAUAGAUGGAGUGAUAGUUACUGGCAAUGAUGUUGGAGAAAUACGCUUCUAUGAUGAGCAAAUGAUGUUGCUGUACUGGGUCCACGGGUUCCAGGUAGAUUCCGUCAGAGGGAUCAGCUUCGAUCUGAUCAAGAGGAGCUACAAAAUAAUCGACCCGAAAUGCAAAAAGGAGUGUCCCUGCUUCGAAAAGGUGAACCCAGGUGUAGACCCAGAAACUGGGUUGCGACGUCAAAAGCUGAUGAAGAAAGCGAUACCUUCAGAUGCUACUACGGCUAAUAAACCGUUUUUGGUCAGAGAUUUUGUUCUAUGUACCAACAACGAAGGUGUCGCGUUCGUGGACUUUACAUCAGAAACAUUGUUGACUAUAUUGGACAAUAAAAUAAUGCACGCUCUCACAAUGACCGUACAUCCAGAAAAGCCAUUCUUUUGUGUCGGCUUCACUGGCGGCUCAUUGGAGCUACACAAUUAUUUACAACACACGUUAUUUGCAAGACUGGAUUUGCGAGAUAAUUUCAAAGUUAUCACGCCCCCUAAUGAUGAUUCGAUAAAGGGGGAUUAUGAAGUGACGUUUCCAAUACUUUCCGUCACCUGCCUUAAGUAUUCUCCUUCAGGUUUGCAUUUGGCAUGUGGUCUUGAUACUGGCGAACUUCUAUUUCUGGACCCUGUCACAAUCGAUAUCUUGACGAGGACUCCAUUCAGGGACACGGGCCACGCUGUAAAGGAAAUCAGUUACAGUCCGGAUUCAUUGACUAUGGCCUUUUCCGAUACUGGCAGAACGGUUUGCGUCUAUAAAUAUGACUGUAUGAAUCUCGAGUGGCAUUUCAUCGGCAAGCACAGGGCUCACUACAAGGACAUUACCACACUCUUCUUCCUGCCACAGAAGAAUGACAACGGAGAGUAUAAGCUGGUGUCUCUUGGUGCUGAUAGAAUGAUGGUGGAGUAUGAUAUAGCGGAGAGUUCUGAGGAGUACCUAGAGAUUCUCAGUUUAGAUAGGUUUGAUCAGUCUGCGGUCCCAUUGGCUGGAAUCCCUUGGCCGACACCGACAGAAAUAGAUCCAGAAAGCUUCCGAACGGAUAUACCCAUGAUCCUUGUGGCUAAUGAUGAGCAUAAAUACAAGAUAGUAAACUAUGCAACAACAAUGACAUUAUCAACAGUACUCGGCCCACGUUUUGAGCACCCGGUAUGUAAAAUGCAGCUGAUCACGAAAACCGGUGAAGAUGAGGAAAAAUAUCUACUUUUCGCUACGAAGAAUGUCAUCGGCUUACAGAAAAUGCCGCUGGAUGGCAAUCCAUGGAAACAUAUAGGACUUUUAGGACACCCUGUACAAGUUACAGGCAUGUGUUACCGUGAAGAUUCGGGCACGCUUUUCACAAUAGGUGCCAAGGAUACAUGCGUUUACCAGUGGGCGGCAAAUUAUAGGGCGGUAGAACUAACAACAAAGCAAGGCGGCGAAGAUCUUGACCCCUACUACUGUCUCAUCGAAAACGGUAGACCUGGCUGGCUGUUUCAUGAGAUUCGAGACCUGUUCUACUACAUUCAGAUCCUAUGCCAGGGCACAUUUUCGCCAGCAAUGAGACGUGUUAAGGACUACAUCCCUAUUGACUCCUUGCCUGAUCUGAUGAGAGCAUUGGCAUACUUCCCGUCGGAAUAUGAAGUUGAAAAUCUUCUAAUAGAAGCGAAAUAUAAAGUCUAUCAACGUGCUCCUUCGAUGGAGAUAGAUUUCGAAGAGUUUGUCAAAUUGUACCUCAACCACCGGCCAGCGUUUCCCAAUACUUACAAGAAAAUCAGAAACGCGUUUAGGUAUUUCGCUACUCCGAACCAGGAGAAUGAGUUUGUCAUAUAUCAAGAGGAUUUCGUGAAAAUGCUGAGCCAGAAUGGUGAACGUUUUUCCCGUGAACUAUCAUGGUAUCUGUUGUCUAUUCUCUAUGGACAAUCGUUUGAUGACCGGGCUGCUAUGAAUGAUGAAGAGUUUUCGUUUUUGCCAGAGGAAAUAACUUUGAGCGAACUGUUAACAAACAUAAUUGGGGUUGAGGACAUAGAAAAUAUUUUGGAGUUCUCCACGAAGGAUUCAAUUCCUUCCCAAGUUACCGCUUCAUCGGAUACUGAAGACGCUUGA